This is a messenger RNA of Pyricularia grisea, 1110 nucleotides long. RefSeq lists its product as uncharacterized. The transcript has a single exon. The record is from RefSeq and is a predicted model, not a curated record. The coding region runs from base 1 to 1110 and encodes 369 amino acids. Lineage: Eukaryota; Fungi; Ascomycota; Sordariomycetes; Magnaporthales; Pyriculariaceae.
AUGGACGGUCAGCGCCCAACUCAACCCGAUCUCGACAAUGCACCUCAAUGGCGCUGGGACUCGUGGAGAGUCGGACUCGAUCCUGAAUCGCUUUUCACGACUUUAAGCGAACAAUACAACAAGGUCUCUUGCGACAUCCAAUCCCCCGAAGCGUUCCAUCACGACGUAUCCUCAAUCGUCCUCCAGGCGAGAAAUCUCGAAGACUUCCAUCAUAGACUGUCGAAGCGACGCGAGGAGCGCCUGCGCGAGCUACGAACAGCCUGGACUCGAGUCAUCCAAAACUUCUAUGGCUGGCGGCCAAUUCGACUUGGCCAAGAUGAGGACCCAAUAUAUUCGGCUUUCGGAAAAAUGGUUGGGAACUUAUCCUUCGAGUCUAUUAUUUGUUAUGCCGACGCGCAUAUACCCGACGACCGCAAAUAUUCCCCGACCUUGAGCAACUUGGAUCCCGAGGCAAAACCGCUAUCGCCAGACAGCGGACCUGACGCUGGCCCAGACCAGAAGGUGCUGCAACGACCCGAAGAGCCCCGGCUGCCGGCGUGGCCGCCAAAGCCAACGACCCGGCCUGCACAUGCUUUAUUAACAUCGCCGCCGGGAUACUGCAACCGCAAACCGCCCGAAAAGAUCGUGCCACCGAGUUUAUUGACACCAGCCGGCGACGAUGAGGACGUGACGGUUGAGUCUGCGGCUGCUGGCUCUUCCAAGAGCAUACGGAAGCAAUCGAGCACGGAGCAGGGAAAGGAGUGGCAACUCAAGCGGGGACAAAGCCAGGAACUGGAAGCAAAGGAAUAUAGCACUGCACUUAAGCCAGCGGACAUCCUGUCCCCUAGCGGCAGCGGCUGCAGCAAUCCAAAACGGCAGCAGCAGAGCAUUCAACUGGAGUAUGGGCAGGACACUGUUGCAGGCGACGAUAAGGACUCACCGUCAAGGACAAUGUUUGCGUCAGCAGUGUUACCACGACGAAAAAGCGCCUAUUUGGGGAUAACAUCGUCACCAACGUUGACCAGCGUUCGGAGUUGCAAAAAGCGGCCGCGCACACCAGAAUCACCCGGCAGUGACGAUGGGCCGACCUGCAAAAGGAACCGGACGAGAGUCUUCGCCUCGCCGAAGUAA